Messenger RNA from Entamoeba invadens IP1, 1084 nucleotides. RefSeq lists its product as hypothetical. The transcript has a single exon. NCBI's taxonomy places the organism in Eukaryota, Evosea, Mastigamoebida, Endamoebidae. The record is from RefSeq and is a predicted model, not a curated record. The annotation marks the transcript as partial.
AUGUACUACAAUUUACUUGAUGAAAAGGAUAUGCUUUUGGCAAGCAAAACAAACACUGAUAUUCAAUUCAAUGAUAAAUACAAUGGGCUUAAUAAAUUGAGUGGAAAUGAAUUUGAAGCAAAUGAACUCAACAAAACGACGGUUUGGAGGGAAAAAGACCGAGUCGUUUCAAUGACUCAAAGUAAUCCCAAGGAGUUAGUAGUGAUCUCUCGCAAUGAGAAUGGAAAAGAUGUGUAUUUUUUUGAAUCAAAGAAUAGAGCAACGCACAUCACUGAUUUGGAAUUUUCCGUGCCACAAAUUACAUAUUUACAAAACACAGUGAAAGACCCGCAAUCCGUGACUACUUUUAUUACACAAAAUGAACAAAAUGAGACUGCAGAAAAUACCAAUCUGUUGCAACUUAAUAUGACUCAAAGAAUCACGGAACUCCAUACAAAACUCUUAGAGAAACAAAAGAACACCAAAGACUUGAAUUAUAAAAACGACUGGAAGACAACUCUGUUCAGUUCUCAGUUUUUAAAAGCCCCACAACUCUUCGUCAUGAAGGACUCUUCCUUCAUCAAUACGUUAAGUCAGAACGUCGCGAGUAAAGUGAAGCGUCGGAUUUAUAUCCGAGUCGUCGAGGAUGAGCUCAAUGAAAGCAAUUUAAGAGGCGAUGGUGUUUAUGAGAAAACACUGAAUGUGGUAUUCAAGAAAGAAGGAAAUGCCUUUGUGGGAAGACACAGAAGAGACGUUUGCGAAUUUGUGUAUUACACCGGAGAACCAAAGCCAGAAAGUCAAGGCGUUAUAUUUAUUGAAUGCGACCUACCAAAGGAAAAACAGAAGGAGGAGUACAUCGCCGUGAUCAAAAGCGUCGACUGGGAGACGCGGAAAAUUCAAAUUAUCAGUAACAACAAAAAAGAACACGAAAAUUUCAGAAGAUAUAACGCCGUUCGUUCCGUCGUCGAAAGUGAAAUGAUAAGAUUGAUGGCACGAAACGCACCGGGCGUCUUUCUGUCUUUGAAAAGUGACGACGUUUUGAUGAAUGAAAAAAUUGAUAACGAAAUCUCGGAGAAUUGGUCGGAACAAAUUGUGAUGGGAAAGU